This is a messenger RNA of Lemur catta (Ring-tailed lemur), 1072 nucleotides long. RefSeq lists its product as uncharacterized. NCBI's taxonomy places the organism in Eukaryota, Metazoa, Chordata, Mammalia, Primates, Lemuridae. The transcript has 3 exons. The record is from RefSeq and is a predicted model, not a curated record. The coding region runs from base 1 to 783 and encodes 260 amino acids.
AUGACAGAGAAAAUCUCAGGGGAAAAGAGGUGCCCCUGCGCCCCAGGGUGCCCUCUGAGCCGCUGGGUAGCCCCUGCACCCUCAAAGCCCCUGCGCCUCCGAGUACCCCCUGCACCCUCUGAGACGCAGGACCCACCGCCAGUUGGCGGGCACCGGGCAGACGUCAUUGCUGGGCAGCGGCUGACUUUGUUUCCCUCUCAGUUCCCUUGGGGACAAAGGAGCAGGUGGGCCUCAGUCAAGGCCAGCACCCUCCCUGCCCAGCCUCCACCCGGCUGCAGACACACCCUCCGAGCAGGGCGCCGCCGGCAGGGGCUGGGCCAGCCUCCUAAGGUGCUCAUCUUUGGGGAUGCCCCAGGAGCCAGAGCUGUGGCUGGAGGCCCAGGCCCAGCCGCAGGUUUGGCUGGACAGAACAGAUGGGCACAGAGAGGAGACCACGUGAGGACAGAGGGAGAAGACACCGUCUGCAAGCCAAGGAAAGAGGCCUCGGGAAGAACCAGCCCUGCUGACACCUUGACCUUGGACUUCCAGCCUCCAGGUCUGUUGUCUGAGCUGCCCAGUCUGUGGGGCUGUGUUCUGGCCCUACAGCUCUGGGCCCAGCUCUCCCUUCACCCUCUCACUGGGCCCUUCGAGGCCUCGUCUGGUCUCCAAAGCCCUCCCAGGGCAGGUGUCUGCUCCUCCCACCCAUCCUGCUCAGGCCUGGUUUCUGCAUGGCUGCUUCUGAACCCCACCCCCCACCCUGCAAAGACCUCAGCUUCUGAGCAGGCCACCAUCAGACUAACCUAACCCUAACCCUAACCCUCUUGCUUUGGCACUUCCGUGUCCCUCCUGAGACUUCACCCCCAGCUCAUAACUCAUAACUGCUUUCGAGUAGUCCUUAAGCAAAGCCCCAUCCCAACAAAUGACAGUAUCAUCACUACACCGCUGCGAGUGUGUACACGGCCCCGACCUGGCUGCGCCAGCGCCCGCUUUUGUGCAGCGGAGUCAGCAGCGCCUAAGGACCCGCAGCCUUGGCCCGAGAAAGCGCGGCCGGCGCAGGGCAGACAGUGUAGGCCCCUCCCACCUUCGCCCCGCC